Messenger RNA from Echinococcus granulosus, 3183 nucleotides. Its product is annotated as Enolase. Bases 1 to 3183 code for a protein of 1060 amino acids. Lineage: Eukaryota; Metazoa; Platyhelminthes; Cestoda; Cyclophyllidea; Taeniidae. The transcript is spliced from 9 exons. The record is from RefSeq and is a predicted model, not a curated record. Gene Ontology annotation, cellular component: phosphopyruvate hydratase complex. Gene Ontology annotation, molecular function: phosphopyruvate hydratase activity; magnesium ion binding. Gene Ontology annotation, biological process: transcription initiation at RNA polymerase II promoter; glycolytic process.
AUGUAUUCGGAAGAGCGAAAGAAGCUAAAUCGGCUCUCUCGUAAGGCUUCCAACACCUGUGGAACCAAAAAACGCCUUCUGAACAGCCGUCUGGCUGGAAAAUCCUCCCUUAAGGGCCAAAAACAUCCUAACAGUAACGGCGUUCAUUUGUCUCGUUCCACAACUUCGAGACAUCUCGACUUUCCUCUCGAAUUUUUCAAGUCCUGUGCUGAAAUUAACGCAGUCAGUCCCUUCUCCGGAGAGGGCAUUAGCGUGCUACAGAAACACCUCUAUCAAAUCACCACCGCUCUUGUGCAGAAUGCCGUUCGUAACAUGGAACAGAAUCGGCGCGGUACUCCCCACAUCUCCGAUAUUGAUUCUGCGGCUCUGGCAAUGGGUAUGGACAUUCCCUAUGGUGCAGCUACCGGUGAACUUAUUCCGGUGAGAACUAGCGGACGCAACGCUGCUCCUGGAGUGGGUGGAAAGAUGAUUCUAAUUCGAAAGGACAAGGAGGUGGAUAUUAAGACCCUUCUGCGACGUCAACCCACUCCUGUGGUCUACGACAUCAGUCUAGUGGUGCAUUGGUUGGCGAUAGAUGGGGUCCAGCCGGCCUCACCGCAGAACCCACCACCAGAGUUUCUGCGUCGAAUGACAAUGCUUUCGGGUACCCAGACACCGAAGGCGAUUUGUACAGCCCUAAACCCCACUUUAAAAAUUGACGACACGCAGCAGCCGUCUGUUGACGCAAAGACUGAUAAGAACAAAGCGGGGGAUGAUCGGGCUUCUCACCCGCGGGUUAUGCAAGCCCUUCAUGUCGAACGACGUCCACAAGAAGUAAGUCAAGAAUUGAUGCUCUAUUUUCGGGAGCUCACUGAGGCCUGCGUCGGGGCCAACGAGAUCCGUCGGCGAGACGCUCUGGAGAACGCCACUCUAGAUACCGGUCUGCAGCCCCUCGUGCCCUACCUAGUCACCUUCAUUGCUGAGGGUAUCCGACUGAAUGCAAUAAACAGCAACCUGGCUAUCCUUAUCUACCUGGUUCGUCUAACUAAGGCGUUGGUUGACAACCCCAACGUCUCCCUGAAGGCCUACUUGCAGAGCCUCGUGCCGGGCAUAAUCACUUGUAGCCUCUGUCGCCAGGUCUGCGCUAAACCCAUCACCGACAAUCACUGGGCGCUGCGCGACUUCGCGGCUAAGCAGCUUGUCGCCAUCUGUAACAAAUACAAUACAUCAUGCAACGGUCUCUACAGUCGCAUAACACGCGAGCUCUACCGCGUGCUGUCCACUUGGAUUGAGGGCAAAUCGGCGGCUACUUCGGACCACUUUUCUACUUCCACCUCCUCUGCUGCCACUACCUCUGCCGCCACCGACAACACUGACCACUCUUCUUCCACCACCCCCACCGACCCUACACGCAAGGAGAUCACAGGGGUGCCUCGAGUUUCCUUGGGCAUGGCAGUAGACUCUCUCAAUACUCUCUACGGCACCCUCACCUGUAUUACCGAGUUUGGUGGUAAUUGCCUUCGCAUGCUUGUCUUUCCUCGCCUACCGGCGCUGUGCAGACGCCUCACUCGUAUGACCACUGCUUCUGCUUCCAAUACUCCACAAUCCACCGCAUCUGUGUCGAACCCAGCGGAGAUGGUGGUGGUGAUGGACCAGGAGGGCUUUCAGCAAACGUUCAACGCCUCUUCCGCCACCACUCUACUUUCCAACGCUGAGAUGAGAUCGCUGGACUCGCUUAAGAAACUCAUGAAUACGCGAUUCGUGGGCCUAUUGGCGGAGUGGCGUGUAAGGCAGAAUCUGCCAGUGACGCCGGAGGCCUAUAAGGCGGACUACGGAGUUAUGGCGUCGUGUCUUUUCGCGUCGGCGGCACAGGCAGACCCACCGCGACCUCAUGCCACUCCCGCGGGAGCACUCAUUAUCCAUGCCCGUCAAAUCUUCGACAGCCGCGGAAAUCCCACUGUUGAGGUUGAUCUGACCACCUCCAAGGGGUUGUUUCGAGCUGCCGUUCCCUCCGGUGCCUCCACUGGUGUACACGAGGCAGUUGAACUCCGCGAUGCCGACAAAAAUGCUUACAUGGGCAAGGGUGUCCUCAAUGCUGUUAAAAACGUCAAUGAAGUCAUUGCUCCUGCUCUCAUAAAGGAGAAAUUCGUCGUCACCGACCAGCAGAGAAUCGACGAGUUUAUGAUCAAGUUGGACGGAUCACCAAAUAAGGGCAAGUUGGGGGCCAACGCCAUCUUGGGUGUUUCUCUGGCCGUCUGCAAGGCGGGAGCUGCCGAGAAGGGUGUGCCACUCUACCGCCAUGUCGCUGACUUGGCUGGUAACAAGGAUGUCGUCCUUCCCGUGCCCUCAUUUAACGUGCUCAACGGUGGCAGCCACGCCGGAAACAAGCUGGCUAUGCAGGAGUUCAUGAUUCUGCCAACCGGUGCCAAGAGCUUCAGCGAGGCCAUGAAGAUGGGCACUGAGGUCUACCAUCACCUCAAGUCCGUCAUCAAGGGUAAAUACGGUCUUGACGCCUGCAACGUUGGUGACGAGGGCGGCUUCGCUCCCAACAUCCAGGACAAUAUGGAGGGUCUUGAGCUCCUCAAGACCGCCAUUGAUAAGGCCGGCUACACUGGCAAGGUCAAGAUCGGCAUGGAUGUGGCCGCCUCUGAGUUCUACCAGGACGGCAACUAUAAUUUGGACUUCAAGAAUCCUAAGGCGGCUGCCUCUUCCAUCGUUUCUGGGUCGAAACUGUCCGACAUCUACUCGGAGAUGAUUUCCAAGUAUCCCAUUGUCUCAAUCGAGGAUCCCUUUGAUCAGGAUGACUGGGCCGCCUGGACUGAGUUUAAUGCCAAGGCUGGGAUCCAGAUUGUUGGUGACGAUUUGACUGUGACGAAUCCAGAGCGUGUGCAGCAAGCCAUCGACAGGAAGGCUUGCAACGCCCUCCUGCUGAAGGUUAAUCAAAUCGGCUCGGUGACGGAGUCUAUCAAGGCUUGCAAGAUGUCGCGCGCUGCCGGCUGGGGCGUAAUGGUGUCGCACCGCUCGGGCGAAACGGAGGAUUCCACAAUCGCUGACAUCGUUGUCGGUCUCCGUACCGGGCAGAUCAAGACUGGCGCGCCAUGCCGCUCCGAGCGCCUGGCUAAGUACAACCAGCUGCUGCGUAUUGAGGAGGAACUUGGCCCCAAGGCCGUUUAUGCUGGCGAGCACUUCCGCAAUCCUUUGUAA